This is a messenger RNA of Pyrus x bretschneideri (Chinese white pear), 801 nucleotides long. RefSeq names its product 28 kDa heat- and acid-stable phosphoprotein-like. NCBI's taxonomy places the organism in Eukaryota, Viridiplantae, Streptophyta, Magnoliopsida, Rosales, Rosaceae. Gene Ontology annotation, cellular component: cytosol. The transcript has 8 exons. The coding region runs from base 165 to 662 and encodes 165 amino acids. The record is from RefSeq and is a predicted model, not a curated record. Gene Ontology annotation, molecular function: RNA binding.
CCUGGGACGAAUCGACUAGGGUUUUUCGAUUUCACUGUCGAAUUUCAUCGAAACUCCAGUCCUCAAAUCAUUGCCAUAAUCCACCAAAAUUUCCGAUUCUUUUUGGUGCAGAGUUUGAACCGGAAUUUUCCUGUGCCGUUUCCUCUUCUGUUUGAAUUCAGACGAUGGGAAGGGGGAAGUACAAGAGCAAGCCCACCGGCCAUCGGCAGUUCUCCAAUCCCGAAGAUCUUCUUGCUGGUACCUCAAGCCGUCCGCAGACUUUUUCAAAGCGAGAAGCUGAGCGUGAUGAAGUUGAAGUAGAUUUCGUGGCAAGUUCCGAAGAGGAGUCUGGAGAUGAAUCCGAAGGACAUGAGGAGAAGAAGAAGGGGAUCCAAGGGAUUAUUGAGAUUCAAAAUCCGAAUUUGGUAAAGUCGAAGACCGUGAAAGCUCGAGACGUUGAUAUGGGAAGGACAACCGAACUCUCAAGGCGUGAAAGAGAAGAAUUGGAGAAACAGAGAGCCCGCGAGAGAUAUAUGAGGCUGCAAGAACAGGGAAAAACUGAACAAGCAAGGAAAGAUUUAGAGCGUUUAGCGCUUAUACGAGAGCAAAGGGCGGAAGCUGCUAAAAAGAGAGAAGAAGAAAAAGCUGCCAAAGAACAGAAGAAGGUUGAAGCCCGCAAAUGAUCAACUUGAAGCAAAACAAAGUCAUGCUGCUGUUAGAAUUUUAUUGUUUAAUGGAAAAAUUAUGCAGGUAACUACCCAUUGGAUUUUUUAAACCUUUUAGUAACUUUUGGAAUACUUACUGUGUAAAACAUUCAUUGGG